Xenia sp. Carnegie-2017 is the source of this 1146-nucleotide messenger RNA. Its product is annotated as sentrin-specific protease 1-like. NCBI's taxonomy places the organism in Eukaryota, Metazoa, Cnidaria, Anthozoa, Malacalcyonacea, Xeniidae. Gene Ontology annotation, biological process: proteolysis. The record is from RefSeq and is a predicted model, not a curated record. Bases 187 to 1146 code for a protein of 319 amino acids. Gene Ontology annotation, molecular function: cysteine-type peptidase activity. The transcript has 11 exons.
UUCUCAAACAUCGCAAAAUGGGACAUUCUCGCGAAAAGUUUAUGAUCCUUCAAAAUAUGCCAACGAUCCUGUCGAGGAGCACUCGCGGGAAGAAACCAGACCUGUUUCCUCUUUCGCUCACGUCAACAUCGUGAAGUGGAAGUUUCAAGGAAGCCCGCGUUCUCAAGGCAUGAAAAUCCCGUACAAAUGAAACCUAAACCACCGAAACUUCCAAUAUCUUUUGCCUAUCAAUUGAAACCGCCAUCAAGGGCAGUAGAUAAUGUUGUACGCCUUCGUACAAAGCUUAUAGCCAUUUAUGCUAAGUAUUAUAGCGUCAAUGCCAGGAAAACAAUUACAGUUGAUGAUGAGGAUGAAAGAAAAUUAAAAGCCGCUUCUCCAAGUAAAUCGCUCCAUGAGAAACCGCUUCUGAAAUCAACUAAUGCAAAGUCGGUCAAUUUUCCUUCGUCACAGGACAGAGAAUUGCAAAAAUCGUCUACAACUUUUCGAAAGCAACCAUUGGCGAUGGCUGUUGAGGAAAAAUCAAAAGUGAUUCCUGAAAAUUUCUCAAAAGGAAUCGCCAAUGUUGAAAAAACCUCGAGCCGUUCUUCACCAAGGUCUUUUGAUUUGUUAAAUGAUCACUGGAUAAAGAAAUGGAGAGAGACCUUGAGUGCAGAGUCUUUAGAACAACAACGAAUGAUUGCUAAAGAAAAACUUCGACUUGAAGCCAUACCUGAAGAGAAAGAUGAUUUGGAAAUCAUAUCCCAACAGGUGAAAGAUAGAAUGUUCGGUAAACAGAAAAUUGAACAGGAAAAGAUCUAUGCGCUUCCAGAGCUGACAGAUGAAAUGAAUCGCGUUAUUGACAAGGCCCUGGGUCAUGGUGCAUACAAUGAGCUUCUCGUGGAGCUUUCUAUUGGUCGGAUGACUAGAGCUGACAUCAUAACGUUGAGACCUCAAGCAUGGCUUAACGACGAGGUCGUGAACGCAUAUUUCCAUAUGAUUGCCGAGCGCAGUAAAAAAACUGGAGUUAGCGUUCAUGCUUUUAAUACAUUUUUUUAUCCAAAACUGAUUAAAACUGGUCAUACAAGUUUGCAGCGCUGGACUAAAAAAGUUGAUUUAUUUUCGUUGGACAUCGUGUUAAUACCGAUUCAUCUUGUUGUACUUACGUAG